Messenger RNA from Musa acuminata subsp. malaccensis (wild Malaysian banana), 2751 nucleotides. Its product is annotated as cell division cycle protein 48 homolog. Gene Ontology annotation, cellular component: nucleus; cytosol; VCP-NPL4-UFD1 AAA ATPase complex. Lineage: Eukaryota; Viridiplantae; Streptophyta; Magnoliopsida; Zingiberales; Musaceae. The record is from RefSeq and is a predicted model, not a curated record. Gene Ontology annotation, biological process: mitotic spindle disassembly; autophagosome maturation; retrograde protein transport, ER to cytosol. Gene Ontology annotation, molecular function: polyubiquitin modification-dependent protein binding; ATP binding; ATP hydrolysis activity.
GGGUAUCGCGAGCUUUGUAGAACCAAACCUUCGCUUCAAUCCGCUUCCUCGGGAGCUUCUUUGAGUGUAUCUGAAAACCCUCCUCUUCGAUCCACUCCACCUCGCAGAAUUCUGAUGGCGAAUCAUGGCGAGGCCUCCUCCUCUUCGGAACCAAAGGGGGCUAAAAAAGAUUUCAGUACCGCGAUUCUGGAGAGGAAGAAGGCGGCGAAUCGCUUGAUCGUGGACGAGGCGAUCAACGAUGACAACUCGGUGGUCUCGCUGAACCCGGAGACGAUGGAAAAGCUGCAGCUUUUCCGCGGCGACACGGUUCUUCUGAAGGGGAAGAAACGGAGAGAUACUAUUUGUAUUGCACUCGCUGAUGAUACCUGCGAAGAACCCAAGAUCCGGAUGAAUAAGGUUGUUAGGUCAAACCUCAGAGUGAGGCUGGGUGAUGUGGUGUCUGUGCACCAGUGUCAAGAUGUGAAAUAUGGAAAACGCGUGCAUAUUCUUCCCGUAGAUGAUACAAUUGAAGGCAUCACUGGAAACUUGUUUGAUGUAUAUUUGAAGUCCUACUUUCUGGAGGCAUAUCGCCCUGUUAGGAAGGGAGACCUCUUUCUAGUUAGGGGUGGCAUGCGCAGUGUCGAGUUUAAGGUCAUUGAAACUGACCCACCAGAAUACUGUGUGGUUGCCCCUGAUACUGAGAUUUUUUGUGAAGGAGAGCCUAUUAAAAGAGAGGAUGAGGAACGACUUGAUGAGGUGGGGUAUGAUGAUGUUGGUGGAGUUAGAAAGCAGAUGGCACAGAUCCGAGAGUUAGUCGAACUUCCUUUAAGGCACCCACAACUUUUCAAGUCCAUUGGUGUAAAACCACCGAAAGGCAUUUUGUUGUAUGGACCUCCUGGCUCUGGUAAGACACUUAUUGCCAGAGCAGUAGCAAAUGAGACUGGAGCAUUUUUCUUCUGCAUCAAUGGUCCUGAAAUAAUGUCAAAGUUAGCCGGAGAGAGUGAAAGCAAUCUUAGGAAGGCCUUCGAAGAAGCUGAAAAGAACGCACCAUCAAUCAUAUUCAUUGAUGAGUUAGAUUCCAUUGCUCCCAAGAGGGAAAAGACCCAUGGAGAAGUAGAAAGGCGUAUCGUCUCACAACUCUUAACUUUGAUGGAUGGUCUGAAGGCACGCUCCCACGUGAUUGUAAUUGGCGCCACAAAUCGACCAAACAGCAUUGACCCAGCUCUUAGAAGGUUUGGGAGAUUUGAUAGGGAAAUUGACAUUGGGGUGCCAGAUGAGGUUGGGCGCCUGGAAGUUCUCCGCAUACACACAAAGAACAUGAAACUAGCUGAAGACGUUGAUUUGGAGAGAAUUGCCAAGGACACCCAUGGAUAUGUUGGGGCUGAUCUGGCUGCGUUGUGCACCGAAGCUGCUCUACAGUGUAUACGUGAGAAAAUGGACGUCAUUGACUUGGAGGAUGAAUCUAUUGAUGCUGAGAUACUAAACUCUAUGGCUGUCACAAAUGAGCAUUUCAAAACUGCUCUCGGAACCAGCAACCCCUCUGCACUCCGUGAAACUGUUGUUGAAGUGCCAAACGUCAGCUGGGACGAUAUUGGUGGACUUGAAAAUGUUAAGAGGGAGCUGCAGGAGACUGUUCAAUAUCCGGUUGAGCAUCCUGAGAAGUUUGAAAAGUUUGGUAUGUCACCUUCCAAGGGAGUCUUGUUCUAUGGACCUCCUGGUUGUGGAAAGACAUUGUUGGCAAAGGCAAUAGCUAAUGAAUGCCAAGCAAACUUUAUCAGUGUCAAGGGUCCAGAACUGCUCACCAUGUGGUUCGGAGAAAGUGAAGCUAAUGUACGAGAAAUUUUUGAUAAGGCUCGUCAAUCUGCACCAUGUGUACUCUUUUUCGAUGAGCUUGACUCCAUCGCAACUCAGAGAGGGAGCAGUGUUGGGGAUGCCGGAGGUGCUGCAGAUAGGGUUCUCAAUCAGCUCUUGACCGAGAUGGAUGGCAUGACUGCUAAGAAAACUGUUUUCAUAAUUGGGGCAACAAACAGGCCUGACAUUAUUGAUCCAGCGCUGCUAAGGCCCGGCCGUCUUGAUCAGUUAAUUUACAUCCCUCUGCCGGAUGAGGCGUCCCGGUGCCAAAUUUUCAAGGCUUGUUUGAGGAAGUCCCCAAUUGCAAAAGAUGUGGAUCUGAUGGCUCUUGCAAAGUACACUCAAGGCUUCAGCGGUGCAGAUAUUACUGAAAUCUGCCAACGGGCGUGUAAAUACGCAAUCAGAGAAAACAUUGAGAAGGACAUAGAAAGGGAGAGGAGGAAGAGCGAGAACCCUGAAGCCAUGGAAGAAGAUGAUGCUGAUGAAGUCGCAGAGAUUAAAGCCGUUCAUUUUGAGGAGUCGAUGAAGUUUGCUCGGCGCAGUGUCAGUGACGCAGAUAUUAGGAAAUAUCAGGCUUUCGCUCAGACCCUGCAGCAGUCCAGGGGAUUCGGGACCGAGUUCCGCUUUACCGAUCGGGCAGAUGCCGGAGCUGGGGCCACUGGUUCCGACCCAUUUGCCGCGUCGGGUGCUGCAGCCGACGACGACGAUGAUCUAUAUAGUUAGUUUGUGGACUGUGUGAUCAUAACUGUGCUACUGCUUCUUUUCUACUCGUCUGGAUACAUACCUACUAUCUCUAGAGACAAAGACAUUAAAUCUGUUUCUGAAAGGACGUAUUGAUCACAACUUUUGGUGCAGGUGAUCGUGCCAUCUCGGGGCGGUAAUGCCUGAGACGCAAUUAAAAGAUCUUUUCCUGAAUGCUUA